This is a messenger RNA of Aethalodelphis obliquidens (Pacific white-sided dolphin), 1592 nucleotides long. RefSeq names its product MAX dimerization protein 3 (gene MXD3). Gene Ontology annotation, biological process: regulation of transcription by RNA polymerase II. Gene Ontology annotation, molecular function: DNA-binding transcription factor activity, RNA polymerase II-specific; RNA polymerase II cis-regulatory region sequence-specific DNA binding; protein dimerization activity. The record is from RefSeq and is a predicted model, not a curated record. Bases 340 to 1221 code for a protein of 293 amino acids. The transcript is spliced from 3 exons. Lineage: Eukaryota; Metazoa; Chordata; Mammalia; Artiodactyla; Delphinidae.
GCCUGGGGCAGCGGGGAAUGGGGGGGGGAUGGACGCCGUCCUUCAUCGGACCCCUCCACUGCCACCUUCCUCCUUAUUGCUCGCAUCUUCUGGGCCAGGUACCCUGCUCUGAAGGCAUUCAGACACCUCCUGCCGUUUCCCCAUCCCCCAAACACACACUCUUCGUUCAAGGACUAUUUCUCGAGGACCCCUGAUGUGUUUGGAACGGUGAAUAGUUCUGGGUCCUGCUUCCACUCACACUCCUAAUACACCACAUAUCAAACCACUCGCUUUCCCCCACAGGCUUUCUCCUUUUCUCUCCUACUCUCAACCCUUUGCACACUGUUCCCCCCAAUUUGAAUGCCUCUCCCCCCACUACCCAUUUUGGGCAACUUGUGUUGCUGGGCUCAGCUCACAUGUCACCUGUUCAGGAAGCCCUUCCUGAUUGUUGCUAAGGGGCCUCCUUUGGACCCCACAGUCACCUGGGCAGGCCUCCUCUCUCUGCCUCUGCCUGGGACUCAGGUGCCUGAGGCCAGCACAAGGUCCCCACAGUGGGCUAGUUUGGGAUACACAUCUGUAGUGAAUUUUGAGGCCCUGGGAGCCCUGGGACUGAAGGUGUGGGCAGUAGCUAACACCCCCUCACCCCAUCCUCCCUGGCAUUGGCAGGUCUGUGCACAACGAGCUGGAGAAGCGCAGGUGAGUCCCAACCCUGCCCUGAUAGCACCAGGCCCCAGGAACUGCCUCCCUCUGGCCUUCCCUCCCCUGCCGUCCCUCAUCUGGCCAGCAAGCCUGGGCUGGCACUGCCCUCUAGACCCCUUCCCCCACAGGAGGGCCCAGCUGAAGCGGUGCCUGGAGCAGCUGAAGCAGCAGAUGCCCCUGGGGGCUGACUGUGCCCGAUACACCACACUGAGCCUUCUGCGCAGGGCCAGGAUGCACAUCCAGAAGCUGGAGGAGCAGGAGCAGCGGGCCCGGCGGCUCAAGGAGAAGCUGCGCAGCAAGCAGCAGAGCCUGCGGCAGCAGCUGGAGCAGCUCCGGGGGCUGGCCGGGGCGGGCGAGCGCGAGCGGCUGCGAGCAGACAGCCUGGACUCCUCAGGCCUCUCCUCUGAGCGCUCCGACUCAGACCAAGAGGAGCUGGAGGUGGACGUGGAGAGCCUGGUGUUCGGGGGCGAGGCUGAGCUGCUGCGGGGCUUCAGCGCGGGCCAGGAGCACAGCUACUCACACAGCAGCAGCACCUGGCUAUGACCCUCACCUCCUGGAGCGACCUCUGCCCUCAGCCCACCCUCUGCUCUGCCAGGCUGGAGCCCUCACCAAGCCUCCAGGGCUGCUCAGAGUACUGCUGGAAUGGACUAAAAGGACCGUGUGGGAACAGGUGCUCCCCGUACCUUGCUGCUGGCUGCUGGCAGUCCCACCUAGGACGGGGCGCCGAGCCCCCCCUGAGCCCUGCAGGGCAGGCAGCUUGGGCCCAGGCCACCCUUCCAGGCGUUUUUUGUAGCACUUGGCUCUGCUGUCCACAGGGGCAGGAAGCCUCUUGGGUCCUCAUGUUCCUUCCUAAACAAGGGCCCCUGGCCUUUGCCCUCCACAUACUAUAUUUUCAUUAAAAGCCUCUUUCUUAA